AUGUCCCGUAAUCGUUUCGAAUUGCUAUUGGCAAACUUGCAUUUUGCAAAUAACGAAACUAUAGGACAGAGUAACACACUUGGAAAAGUUUUACCACUCAUAAACAUAUUGACAGACAAUUACCAACAAAUUUUUUCACCAGGCAAAGAUAUUGUUGUCAACGAGACAAUGGUUCCUUGGAGGGGACGACUAAUAUUCCGGCAAUACAUACCGACGAAAUCACAUAAGUAUGGUAUAAAACUAUUCAAACUGUGUUUCACCGAAGGUUACACAUGGUCUGUAAAGGUAUAUUCUGGACGAGAAAUUACCGGAAAUAAGCAAGUUGGCAUAGCUGAAAACGUCUGCAUUGAACUUGUAGAUAAAUUGCUAAAUGAAGGACGAACUUUGUUCGUAGACAACCUUUAUACGAGAUAUCAGUUAGCAAUUAAAUUUGUAAAUUUUAGCACGCAUGUCGUUGGAACUGUACGGCACAACAAAAAAUAUAUGCCCCAUUCCGUAAUGCCAUACCCGUUGAAGAAAGGUGAAAUGAUAGCACGAGAAGAUAAGAACGGUAUUGUGAUCCUCAAAUGGAGAGAUGUUCGAAAUGUUAGAAUAUUAUCAUCAAAACAUGCACCCAUUAUGAUUUCAAGUUCAAAUUCUACAUAUCACGGAUGUCCUUCGCAACAGUAA
This is a messenger RNA of Bombus impatiens (common eastern bumble bee), 669 nucleotides long. RefSeq names its product piggyBac transposable element-derived protein 4-like. The record is from RefSeq and is a predicted model, not a curated record. Lineage: Eukaryota; Metazoa; Arthropoda; Insecta; Hymenoptera; Apidae. The coding region runs from base 1 to 669 and encodes 222 amino acids. The transcript has a single exon.